AAAAAAAAAAUGUCUUCAUUGAUUAUUCCAUGUGUUCUUACUUCUCCACAGGAUGAUGCUGCCCAACUUCAUAAAGCCUUUAAAGGUUUUGGUUGUGACACUGCUGCUGUUGUCAAUAUUCUUGCACAUAGAGAUGCAACACAACGUUCUCUAAUUCAACAUGAGUAUAAAGUUAUGUACCAGAAGGACCUCAACAAACACUUGAAAUCUGAGCUUAGUGGCAAUCUCGAGAAAGCAAUUUUAUUAUGGAUGUAUGAUCCAGCCACUCGAGAUGCUGUAAUAGUAAAGGAAGCAUUAUGUGGAGAAACAAUUCAUCUUAGAAGAGCCACAGAAGUAUUAUGUUCUCGUACGUCAACUCAAAUUCAGCAGUUAAGACAAGUUUACCUGUCCAUGUUUCAAUCAUAUAUUGAACAUGAUAUUGAACAAAGUGCUUCUAGUGAUCACAAAAAGCUGUUAUUGGCUUAUGUUAGUAAACCACGGUAUGAAGGGCCAGAAAUAGACAGAAACUUGGUAGAGAAAGAUACCAAAGCUUUGUAUAAAGCAGGAGAGAAAAGAUGGGGAACUGAUGAGGACAAGUUUAUUCAAAUUUUUAGUGAAAGUAGCCGUGCUCAUCUUGCUGCUGUUAGCCAUGCUUAUAAACAAUCAUAUGGCCACUCUCUUAAAAAGGCAAUAAAAAAUGAAACUUCUGGUUAUUUUGAGUAUGGCCUUCUAACUAUUGUGCGUUGUGCUGAGAAUCCUGCGUUGUACUUUGCAAAGAUUUUGCACAAAGCAAUGAAAGGCCUGGGAACUGAUGACUCUACAUUAACAAGGAUAAUUGUGACAAGGACAGAGAUAGACAUGCAAUAUAUAAAGACAGAAUAUCACAGGAAGUAUAAGAAAACAUUGCAUGAUGCUGUUCAUUCUGAGACAUCAGGUAGUUAUAGGGACUUUCUUCUUUCCUUGUUGGGCUAG
This is a messenger RNA of Benincasa hispida (wax gourd), 951 nucleotides long. Its product is annotated as annexin D5-like. Gene Ontology annotation, molecular function: calcium ion binding; phosphatidylserine binding; calcium-dependent phospholipid binding. NCBI's taxonomy places the organism in Eukaryota, Viridiplantae, Streptophyta, Magnoliopsida, Cucurbitales, Cucurbitaceae. Gene Ontology annotation, biological process: response to cold; response to water deprivation; response to heat. Gene Ontology annotation, cellular component: cytoplasm; plasma membrane. The record is from RefSeq and is a predicted model, not a curated record.